This is a messenger RNA of Gasterosteus aculeatus aculeatus (three-spined stickleback), 4167 nucleotides long. RefSeq names its product cyclin dependent kinase 6 (gene cdk6). The record is from RefSeq and is a predicted model, not a curated record. Gene Ontology annotation, molecular function: ATP binding; cyclin-dependent protein serine/threonine kinase activity; cyclin binding. NCBI's taxonomy places the organism in Eukaryota, Metazoa, Chordata, Actinopteri, Perciformes, Gasterosteidae. Gene Ontology annotation, cellular component: cyclin-dependent protein kinase holoenzyme complex; nucleus; cytoplasm. Gene Ontology annotation, biological process: protein phosphorylation; G1/S transition of mitotic cell cycle; signal transduction.
UCCUCCUCCUUCUCCUCCCUCGCUUGAGCGUCGCUGCCUGGGCCGUCUCAGUCUUAGGGAUGGGGGAUUAGAGGCUGCACCGUCCAACUACCUGUGUGGCCCCCGCAUGGAGGACAGUGGACAGGGAGAUGCGUUUGAUGCAGGACGCUUUUUUUGUUGUAUUGUCCGGGCUACGAAUGCCUCCUCAGCAUUUCCUCGGACAUGCCGAAGUUACGACAUUUUUAUUGACAACAUAUACCAAGGCAUUGCACGUGCCCACUUUUUUUUCUGUGAAUGCGCCUUUAUGAGAAACCCUCUGGCUCGUCACCCUGGCCGGGAUUCCCCGCAGUAGUUUUCAACCAGAGACGAGGAGACAACAAGACACACGCGCACGCACACACUCUGCAAACAUGGACAAGGAAAGCACGGGUACUCAGUAUGAACCCGUGGCCGAGAUCGGAGAAGGCGCGUACGGGAAGGUGUACAAGGCGAGAGACCUGAAGAACGGAGGGCGCUUCGUAGCCCUGAAGAGGGUUCGCGUGCAGACGGAGGAAGAGGGGAUGCCUCUCUCCACCAUCCGGGAGGUGGCGGUACUGAGGCAGCUCGAGGCGUUCGACCACCCCAAUGUUGUGAGGUUGUUUGACGUGUGUACGGUCUCGCGGACGGACAGAGAAACCAAGCUCACCCUGGUCUUUGAGCACGUGGAUCAGGACCUGACCACCUACCUGGAGAAGGCCCCCGAUCCCGGAGUACCGCCCGAGACCAUUAAGCAUAUGAUGUACCAGCUGCUCCAGGGGCUGGACUUCCUGCACUCGCACCGAGUGGUUCACCGUGACCUGAAGCCCCAGAACAUCCUGGUGACCAGCGGAGGACAGAUCAAGCUGGCCGACUUUGGUCUCGCCCGCAUCUACAGCUUCCAGAUGGCGCUCACCUCCGUGGUGGUGACCCUGUGGUACAGAGCCCCAGAGGUGCUGCUCCAGUCCAGUUACGCCACACCGGUGGACCUGUGGAGCGUCGGCUGCAUCUUCGCCGAGAUGUUCAGGAGAAGACCGCUUUUUCGAGGAAACUCAGAUGUUGAUCAGCUGGGGAAAAUUUUUGACGUUGUCGGGGUACCUUCGGUGGAGGACUGGCCCCAGGAAGUGGCUCUGCCACAGACUGCUUUCACAUCCCGGCACCCGAAGCCCAUAGAGGACUUGGUCCCAGACAUGGACGAGCAAGGACGGGCCCUCUUAAUGCAAUUCCUCGCCUUCAAUUCCUCCAGGAGGAUAUCUGCCUUCGUUGCGCUCAGCCACCCCUACUUUCAAAGUGUGGACAGCCUCAGUAGGAGUGUGUACGCGGCGCAGCCGAUCCCGAGCAACAAGCCCACUAUGGAGGAGAGGACUGCCUGACUGUCCUCCUUCACCCUUAAUCAUCCGUGCAGCGUCUAUAAAAAGUAUUCCGCGCACCCCGCCCUGGUCUGUUUUUCCAGAUUUAUUGUUUUUACAACGUUAAAUCAAAGUGUGUUAAUAAAGCUUUUUUUUUGGCACUGAUGUACAGAUAAAUCCUACAUGUCCAAUUGAGAAUAAAUAGUUCAGAUAGAUGUCAUUUAAGUGCAAAUGUACAAAAUUGACGCAUCUUGCAGGCUUAAAUCUAUAUGAUUACAUCUUUUCACAUGCUGCUUUGCGUGCGGCCUCGUGCUGAGCGUAACUGAGCAGCAAUUUUCAAGUUCUUAAACAAAUUAUGUCUGGAUUCAUCAGCAUCGGGCCUAAGAUUGUUGGUGAUGAAGCUCGGUCUUGGCCUCAUCCCACAAUGGAGCCUUCUGAUCCCAAAUGCCUUUGUGCAGGGAAAAGCCUCCAGGCAGCAGUUUCUGUAGAGUGGAGGUCUCCCAUCUCAGUGAGGGGACCUUGUACCUUCUUCAGGGCCCUCUGACGUCACUGUGGCCUUUUGGCCUCUGCGCAGAGAACCGUUACUUUUUGAGGACGACCUGCUCUACACAGAUGUAUACAUUAUACUUAAGUGCCUUCUCCUUUUACUGGUACCGUAGCUCAAUUUUUCUUUUAUAACCUCGUUGUAGAUUGGUCCGAGGUUUAGCUCUGCAGAAACGUUUAAAUCCAUUUUUAGAGAUUUGUUUUCUCUACAUCUUUAAAAGUGACUUGUUUUUUUACAAUGAUCAGUGUCAAAGAAAAGCUUAAUCAACACAGAACGACAUGAACCGAGGGGGGCGCACACUUUUUUUUUUUAUAGCGGACGCACACCUGAAGAGAGGGUAACGAUAGUGUCAAGAAAGACGACACCAGCGCUCCCACCCACUGAAAAAUGCACAAAAGCUAUCCUCCUUCCAUGAACUGAUGGAUUGUAAUUGCUGCUUUUAGGUUGUUGAGGAUUGACUGUGUUAACAAUGAAAAAGACUUGCAUCUCACGUCGACUGGUAGUCGUGGGCGAGCAGACUGCCGAGGCCAUGAAGCAGAGGCCUCCUCAUGACCAGUGUUUAGACCCCCCCCCCGCCCUUUCCUCCCUGUUGACUGGGGGACCGGACCACACAGGACUCUGGACUUUCUGCCUGCUGUGGGUGUGUGCGCAGAGCAGUACAAGAUAUGUACCAAUGCAUUUUAGAGUGUGCACUACCACUGACGUUGGCACGCAUAUGUACACACCCACUUAUCGAGACCCCUCACUGCCAUGUUGUGUCUAUCAUUCCAGUCCUGUGCACGGCCCAUAGUGCCGCCACCUUGAGGAUGUCCCGAGUAGCAACAGACCAGUAGCGGGAUUCUAAUGGUUUCUGCACUCUCCUGGGAACCAACGGGCUGAUAUCGGUGCUGAGACAAGAAUGAAAGAAUAGAAACGCUCCUGCCACUCACUAGUUUGCCAUCAUGGGUUUUAUCAUUAUAAGAUACAAUUAUUUACUAUUCGAAUGUUACAGUAAUGCACAGGCUUGCAAUAGGUGGAGAAAGUCCCACCAGCACUAUUUGACACAGAAUAGUGUCGCCAAUCUUGUGUAUUUAAUUUAAAUUUUAUUGACAAGUCUUAUAUGCUUGUUUUUUAAUCAAGUUGUUACUUGAUUUAAAGAUGCUGUGGCAUAGAAUGUUAUUACACCAACUGUUUAAACAAUUCUAGAAUUUGUGUAAGAAUAGUUUUGACAGUGUAAGAAAUGUAUAAAGGAUUGGCAGUGGUACUGUACAGUAUAGAGAGCUAAACUUUUGAUAUGCGCAUCGUCAGCCUAUAGAAAUGUCAUAAAAAUGGAUAGAUGUAGGGUAGAGAGGGUCUGCGGAAUGUUGUUUGGCAAGACUAUUUUGGCCCAGUGAAAAUCUUUUGUGGCCUCUGUGGGUGCAUGUUGCAUUUCAUCUGCUUUGGAUUGAAGCUUUUGAUCAUGAAAUAAUGCACAAAUAUUUAGUGUACAGUUUGUGCUUAUUUUCCGGUCCUGUCCAGUUGCAUUCAAGUUCAGUUAUUUUUUACCAGAAAGGAAAAAGCAAGUAAUGCAGAGUUGUAUUUUUGUAUGUAGUAGUUCUUUCACAGAACAGUAACAUAUUUUAACACUGGUUUACAUUCUCUUAACAGGUAGUGCUGCUAGCGCACAAACACACAGACACACACUCUGACUUUCUCAGGUUUCCGGUAUGGUUGUCCGAACCUCUCGGGCACAGUUUGCACAUCUCUGGGCUACUAACUGACCACAUCACAAAACUCCUUCAGGUUUUCUUUUUUCGAGCUGUUCCAUGAUCAUGUCAUUGAUCACAGUCUACUGUCAUUGCUAUUUAUCAAUUAUAUGUUACUGUAGUCAUUACUGUCUGAAGAUAGCUGCCUGUAUUUUCCCACCAGAAACUUGUAAUUGCUAGACGGUCCAUCACAAUGUUGGUUCAUGUAUAAUUGUGUGUGAAAUGUUUGGUAACGAUUCACAUCUGUUGUCCGGGAUGCGCACAAUGCACAAUGUGUUAUUGAAAACAAUGACUGUUAACACAUUUCAAUCUCAGAACACCGAACUGAAGUCAACUGUUGAGCUUUCAAACUUGAACUUUUUUUUAAACCAACGUGGCUUCAUCCUCCGUACAACUCAAAUGACACAUUAUGUUACUGUGACAUAUUUCUUAUUAGCAUACGGAAAUGGCAACUGGGAACAACACAAUCAUGGAAUUAUACUCAUGUAUGAAUGCAGGCAUUGGUGUAUUGUUAUUGUGUUGCACCAGUUGAAUAAAAAGCAGCUUUUUGUGAGAA